This is a messenger RNA of Polistes dominula (European paper wasp), 1262 nucleotides long. RefSeq lists its product as uncharacterized. Gene Ontology annotation, cellular component: U4/U6 x U5 tri-snRNP complex. Lineage: Eukaryota; Metazoa; Arthropoda; Insecta; Hymenoptera; Vespidae. Gene Ontology annotation, molecular function: U6 snRNA binding; protein binding; U4 snRNA binding. Gene Ontology annotation, biological process: mRNA splicing, via spliceosome. The record is from RefSeq and is a predicted model, not a curated record.
AUGAGGCUUUUAAGAUUUUUACUCCGUUACUUUCCACCAGGUAUAGCCUUGGAAUACAGACAAGGUGGCGACGUUAAAACUAAGAUGAUCGACUUGUUGGAUCUGUCCCUUGAAACUGACAUAAGAGCACUGGCAGAGAGCAUAAAAGCAAGUGAGCCAGUAAUAACCGAAAGUGUAAUGGACCAAUUAGUGGAAACAUUGGAGAAAUUACAGGCCAAAGUGUGCAACGCAGACGUGAAGCGUUAUUAUAAACAUAAGACCCUUAGAACACAUCUUCUACCUUUAACUAACAUAGCGUUCGAUAAAUUAGGUAAAAGAUGCUUGACAGGAAGUUACGACAGAACUUGUAAAGUUUGGGACAUUGACACUGGAGAAGAGUUACUUACUCUCGAAGGCCAUAAAAACGUUGUCUAUGCCGUUUCCUUUAACAACCCGAUAUCAGACAAAAUAGUAACCGGAUCUUUUGAUAAAACAGCAAACGUUUGGUGUUCAACUACUGGUCAUUGUUUGCUUACAUUGUGGGGUCACAACGGUGAAGUUGUAGUAGCCAAAUUUUCACCGACUCAAAACAAAUUGGCUACGGGUUCUUUGGAUUCAACUUCAAGAAUAUUUAAUCUUGCUACAGGUCAAGAAUUAGGUUUGCUGAAGGGUCACACGGCAGAAAUAAUUGCCCUUCAUUACAACGAUGAUGGAAAUCAAAUGAUCACGGGUUCAUUCGAUGGUACAAUCAGCGUUUGGGAUACCAGAACUUUUACACGAGUAUCCGUAUUGAUCGGUCAUCGUUCGGAAUUAUCAAAUUGUCUUUACAAUUUCGAUUGUACACUGAUAGCAUCCUCUUCGAUGGAUAAAACAGCCAAAAUUUGGGACACCAGAAAAACUGCUUGUUGUCUUGCCACGUUAUUGGGACACGAUGACGAAGUUCUUGAUUUGACCUUUGAUAACACGGGCAAAAAAUUGGCAACAGCUAGUAGCGAUACUACAGCAAGAGUUUGGGAUACUAAUAAGGAUUUUAGACAAAUUUCGAUUAUGCAAGGUCAUCGAGAAGAAGUUUCGAAAGUUUGUUUCAGUCCAAGCGGUCAUCACCUUUUGACCUCUUCAUUGGACAAAACUGCACGUUUAUGGUCUUUAGAAUCCGGAUAUUGCGUGCAGAAACUCGAUGGUCACGUAGACGAUGUAUUUAGUUGCGCUUUUUCAUAUACAGGUGAUACAAUUGUAACAGCUAGCAAAGACAAUAGUUGUAUUAUUUGGAGAUGACUCGAUUG